Brenthis ino (lesser marbled fritillary) is the source of this 1155-nucleotide messenger RNA. The record is from the annotation of a GenBank genome assembly. NCBI's taxonomy places the organism in Eukaryota, Metazoa, Arthropoda, Insecta, Lepidoptera, Nymphalidae.
AUGGCUACCGUAAAGUUUGCGGUUGUUGAUGCCAAUGAUUAUCUUUCCAAAAAACAAGCCUCUGAUCCCGAAUUAGCAGCAGACUGGGCUAAAUUAGAGGAAUUGUACAAUAAAAAGCUAUGGCAUCAACUUACAUUAAAAUUAAUGGAUUUCGUGAAACAUCCUUCACUUCAAAGCGACGACAAUUUAAUACAGCUAUACAACAACUUUAUUACAAUAUUUGAGAACAAGAUUAACCCUCUGUCCCUGGUGGAAAUUAUCGCUCACAUUGUCCAACAGUACACAGACAAGAAACAAGCCGUGGCAUUCCUGGAGAAAGUUGAAGCUAAAGUAAAGAUGAAUGAUGAGGCACUUGCACUAUGUAAAGUCCUGCAAGGUCAGAUCUACCUGGAACAUCUGGACGACUUAGACUCAACUGAGAAGAUCAUAGAACAAUUAGAGAACACUCUGGAAGACGCCGAUGGAGUCACUCCCGUGCAUGGAAGAUUCUACAAACUUGCUUCUGAGUAUUAUAGGGCGCGCGGGCCGCUGGCGCGCUACUACCGCGCGGCGCUGCGGCACGUGGGCUGCGCGGGCGGCGGCGCCGCGCUGGCGCCGGCCGAGCGCCGCCGCGCCGCGCGCGACCUGGCGCUGGCCGCCGUGCUCGCGCCCACCGUCUACGACCUCGGCGAGCUGCUGGCGCACCCCAUCCUGGAGUCGCUGGAGGGCACGGAGGACGCGUGGGCGCGCGAGCUGGUGCGCGCCGUGGCCGCCGGCGACGUGCAGGCCUUCGAGAGCAUACGUGCGCAGGCGCCGCACCAGGAGCUGCACCGCGCCGACCGACAGCUGCGCCAGAAGAUCGCCAUCCUCUGUCUCAUGGAGAUGGCGUUCAGCCGCGGCGCGAGCGCGCGCCGGCUGACGUUCGCGGAGAUCGCGGCGGAGGCGCGCGUGCCGGCGCCCGACGUCGAGCUGCUCGUCAUGAAGGCGCUCGCCGACAACCUCAUCCGGGGGCACAUCGACCAGGUGAGCGGCACGGUGGAGGUGCGGUGGGUGCGCGCGCGCGCGCUGGGCCGCGGCGGCGCGGGCGCGCUGGCGCGGCGCCUGGACGCGUGGCGCUCCUCCGCCGCCGCCGCGCAGCGCCUGCUGCACCACGCCGCGCCCGACCUGCUCACGCUC